AUGGACGGCGAUUUGUCGAUAAUCACGGAGAGGGCGGCCAACGAGACUACUGUUGAAUGUGAUAGAUUUGGUAAUUGUUUUGAGAGUGAUCAUGUUCCAUUUUGGCUUACGAAGACGGGACAAAUAGUCAGAUGGUCAGUCUUUUGGGGAUUGUUUAUCAUCUUCAUGCUAUGGAUUAUUAUCGGAUAUUGGCAUGCGAAGAGAAGAAUAAGGAAGGGCUUAAAACCAUUGGCAUAUCACAGGUGGAUGCUGAACAGACAACAACGAGCACAAUAUGACCCGGCCUACCAAAAUCCCAACGUAUAUUAUAAUCAAUCUCCAGCAGACGGACAAUAUGGCAUGCAACCAAUGCCCCCUCCAAUGUAUGAUUCGAAUGCGCCAAUGCCACCCACAUAUCAACCACCUGCAGGAGCGACCAAAGUCGACCCCUCACAAUGGAGAUCACAACCAACGAGACGUCCAGCAGAUGAUGGUGGAGAGUCCGCUCCAGAGUAUGAGGCGCCUCCUGGACCCCCUCCAAAUGUUCACACAAAUAAUACUGGCGCGAGCACCAAUCCAUUCCGAGGUUAG
Molecule: messenger RNA, 570 nt
Organism: Sclerotinia borealis F-4128
Lineage: Eukaryota; Fungi; Ascomycota; Leotiomycetes; Helotiales; Sclerotiniaceae
Source: the annotation of a GenBank genome assembly